AUGAAGAAUGAGCAACUAUGUGUGAUGGCUGAGGAACAAGAAAUCGAUCCUGUUGUUGAUGUGCUUCUGCGAGAAUCAGAUCUUUUGAUAAAUGAUACCCCCUUGGAUAAUGCUCGUGAACAGUUCAACAGGGAUACAAUUAUAUUAUUGCUAGGACUGGGCUUAGCAGGUGAAGAAAUUCAGCUGUUUCAAAGGCAUGAAAUAGGUUUGGAAAAAUUGAGUACCCUGACUGCCAGUGAUCUUGAUUACAUAGGAAUUACAUCAGACAAGAAGAAGAAAAAAAUAUUGGAUUGCAUUCGCAAAUUUAAUAAAGGUCAAAAAUUAAAUUCAACCCAAGAUGCAACUUCAGAAACUGACUUUAAACCUGAAGAUGCUCAAGCUAUGGAUAAUGUAUUGCGACACCAGCAAACACUAGUAAAAAUAAUACCGUACUUGAAACGCAGUAUAAACACAAAGUGUGAAAAUGUAUUUUUUCAGCCUGGGAUCUCUGUUAAUCAUACAUUUGAGAAAGUAGUAUUUUGCUCUGUACAACAAGCGUAUCAAGUUCAUGAUCAGUUGUGCAAAUAUCUUCAAGAAUUGGAACAGGAGGUUAAAUGUCAGCAAAAGAAAACAAAUAUAUUCCACUGGCCAUCAAAAUCUAGGAAGUGGUGUAUUCUUGCUCUUCUUGCUGGCUCGUGUAUUUCAUUGGCAGUGUGGGGUUCUCGAAAAGGUGGCGUUUCAACGUAUUUGAAGACUUCCCAUUUACAUUUUCAUACACUCAUCAAAGGCUGAUCUUUUAAUGAACCAUAUUUAAUUUAAAUAAUUUAUUUUGAAGUCAAACGGGUUUCUUUUUUUUUUACCACUUGUUUUUCAACCAUGAUUUUAUGUUCCAAUAUUGUUACGUGGACAAUUAUUUGGUUGUUCCUUUACAGAAUAAAACACCAGAUAAUUUUAUGAUGGGGUUCAAAUGCUUGGCCAAAAUGAAUUGAUUUACACAGUUUAUGUGGCUUUAUAAUAAAGUUUAUAAAAUUUUUUUUUUGAGUGAAUCCUUAAUCUCCCAUUGGUUUCUCUUUUCCUUAAUUUUUUAUAUAGAUUCACACUAUGAAAUUGAAUAUCUGAGACUUUAUUUACCUAAACAAAAGAAAGUUAAGACAAAUUUAGUGUGAAAGAUAAAUAUCUGCGAAGACUUGAAUUUAUUCUGUAGAUAGAUGUGUGCUAAAUAACUACAGCAUGUAAUUUACACAUGAGGUAGAAGACUUAUGGUGGUACUACACGUUAUGUAUUCUUUACAUAGAAUGUAGAGAAAUUAUUUUUAUUACAUUUUUUUACCAGCUAAUGGAUUUUUGAUCUUAUUUGCAAAGAUCCUUUCAAUUUCUGAUAUGUGGCUAAACUUCAGUUAUAACUACCAAAAUGCUUGAUCUCGUCAUAGUCAAUUUUGUGUGUAGUAACAAGAAUAGUGAAACUACAUUUAUGUUUCACACGUAUUGUAUUUACCCCAUUGUAAGUAGCCCUUUUUUCCCCUUGUUUGUAUUUCAAAAAUUGACCCUUGGCUUAGAACUGGUAUCAUGGUGUUGCUAGAAUGUAGCUGACACCAGACAUCCGUAAAGACAACCAUAUUUUUUGUUGGCCCUGCAGCAGACACGUUAGGAAGUACAGUACAAUUCUGCAUGAAGCUACCACAUGCAUUAAUUUGAAAUAUAUAUUAUUCUCAGAAUUUUAAUCAGAGUGACAGUUGGGGUAAAGUGGUGUUGCCACUUGCGACACGGAGGUUCUGGCCACCAAGCCCGGGACUAACUCCAGAAGUCAUUCUUUUUCAGUGAUCUCGGGCUAGUCUGUUGCGAGUGUGUGCUUGGAUAGAUGCUGCAUGAAAAAGUAUUCCUAGAGACGUUGCAAGGGCUUUUAAAAAGUGUUCAAUCUCAAAUGCCCUUGACGGCAGCGAAGAUGAUGACUUCCUUUUCAUGGACAAAAGUGAUAUAAAGCCAAGUGAAGAAACUGAGUCGCCCAAUGACUGUGUCUGAGUUAAUGAUCUCUAAAAUGUAUAGAAAUCAGUAGUGUGAGUGAGUUAAGCAUCAAAUGUAUUUCUUACGUUUAAAUAAAUAAAUUUCUUUUUUUUCCCCCUGUUCAUGG
This is a messenger RNA of Gryllus bimaculatus (two-spotted cricket), 2106 nucleotides long. The record is from the annotation of a GenBank genome assembly. NCBI's taxonomy places the organism in Eukaryota, Metazoa, Arthropoda, Insecta, Orthoptera, Gryllidae.